This is a messenger RNA of Nerophis lumbriciformis (worm pipefish), 1439 nucleotides long. RefSeq names its product nucleolar and spindle-associated protein 1-like. Gene Ontology annotation, biological process: establishment of mitotic spindle localization; mitotic cytokinesis; mitotic chromosome condensation. The record is from RefSeq and is a predicted model, not a curated record. Gene Ontology annotation, cellular component: mitotic spindle; nucleolus; microtubule. Gene Ontology annotation, molecular function: microtubule binding. NCBI's taxonomy places the organism in Eukaryota, Metazoa, Chordata, Actinopteri, Syngnathiformes, Syngnathidae.
AGUACAUUUUGGUUGUUAUAGACCAUUUCACUCGUUUUGCACAGGCCUAUCCCACCCGUAACAAAGCUGGCAAGACAGCAGCCGAUCGACUGUUCAAUGACUUUAUCCCUAGGUUUGGGUACCCCACCAAACUCCACCAUGAUCAAGGCCGGGAAAAUGAAUCCGACUUGUUCAGCCGUUAGUUGCGGUGAGUUUUGGAGCGUCCAACUCGUGUGCGCUUUUCCUACAUGCUUCUACUUUUAAUUUUCAUCGAAAACUAAUUGGAGAAGAUGGAUUUGGAUUCCAUGAAAUACGCGGAACUGCGCAGCCUGGCAAAACAGUUCGGUCUCAAGGCUAAUUUGAAGGCUGACAAGUUACGGAAAGCCCUCAAGCAGCAUUUUGAUCAACAGCAGAACACACAGGAGGAAAAGAAAGAGGAAUUUGAGGUUGAGAUUUGUCACGCGCCCCCGGUGUUUGUGAACACACGUCGUGGGAGAGCAAAAAACAAAAGAGCCGAUGUGGAGAACGAGUUUUCUACUGAGGACGAAGCCAAGUUGGACGAGGAGUCCGGUGAGGCGGUCUCAGCUGGUCCUCCCCAGCGUGACAACAAGAGGAGACGACUGUCUUCCCCCUCCAAGAUGGAGACUGCAGGCAAGCAAGUUGUUGUGGUGCUGGAAGACGUUCAACUGCCGAGUGCCACCAAGAAUGAAGUUCCACGUCCCAAGGCUAGUAAGAUCCCCCGUUUAAUAGGCGACCUGGCGAAGAUGAAGCCCUUGAAACCAGUCACUCCCAAUUUCAAAAAGCUCCACGAGGCCCAAUUCAACAAGCUGGAGUCCAUCGACGAGUACAUGCAGAGGAAGAACAGGAAGACGGAGCUGAUCCAAAAGCCUGUGAAAGAGCUGAAGGCGGUGAAGCCGAGGCGGUCGUCCAAGUUCACCCCAGCGGCCAACAGCAGCAGCAGCAAGAAGACGACUGAGGACAAACGCAUAGCGACUCUUCUUUCUGCCAGCAAAGAUCCUGCAAAGAAGCUCGCCGGGAAGAAAGACGCGGCGUUCAAGCCGUCAGUCCUUUCCACGCGGAGGAUCAACGUGAGGUUCACGGAGGCCACGCCCGACAACGAGUACAAGAUGUCACUGCUGAAAACGCCGUCCCGCAUGUCCUUCAACGUGGUGACCAGCACAAGAUCCCAGGUGUGCAGAUUUCCGAUCGCCAACAGCGGCUGUGCGGCCGGCCAGCCGGAGACGAGGAGGACGAUGUUGUCGGAGCCGGAGAUGAGGAGGACACAGGCUGAGGAGCUGGCCGUGGUGUUGAAGCCGGCGCUAGCCGUGGUGCAGACGCUGGCGCUGGCCGUGGUGAUGACGACGGCGCUGGUCGUGGUGAUGACGCUGGAACCAGCCUGGGUGCAGGUGCUGGGACGGGGCCUAGUCCGGGUGCAGGUGCUGGUAUGGGCACCAGUCUAG